Messenger RNA from Acipenser ruthenus (sterlet), 3915 nucleotides. RefSeq names its product glycerol-3-phosphate dehydrogenase 1 like (gene gpd1l). Gene Ontology annotation, cellular component: cytosol; glycerol-3-phosphate dehydrogenase (FAD) complex. The record is from RefSeq and is a predicted model, not a curated record. Gene Ontology annotation, biological process: carbohydrate metabolic process; glycerol-3-phosphate catabolic process. The transcript has 8 exons. Bases 167 to 1222 code for a protein of 351 amino acids. Gene Ontology annotation, molecular function: glycerol-3-phosphate dehydrogenase [NAD(P)+] activity; NAD binding; protein homodimerization activity. Lineage: Eukaryota; Metazoa; Chordata; Actinopteri; Acipenseriformes; Acipenseridae.
AAUGCACUAGUGCGACAACAUGAUGUAUUUUGAUGAUGUAUUUUACCAUUGGCUCCUUUCUAAGUUUUGACAUUGGAGUAACGUCUCGAUAUCUCUGCACCAGUAAAGUAAGGCAGUACAUAUCUGUCAAUUGUUUAUAUUGCAAUUCGUAUUAUUUGUAUCUACGAUGACUGCACCCUUGAAAGUGUGCAUUGUUGGAUCGGGAAAUUGGGGUUCUGCAAUUGCCAGGAUUAUAGGCAGCAAUGUUCAGAGCAUGCAGAAGUUUGCGUCCACCAUAAAGAUGUGGGUCUUUGAGGAGACUGUUAAUGGGAGGAAGCUGACUGAAGUCAUCAACACAGACCACGAGAAUGUGAAGUACCUGCCAGGAUACAAACUACCAGAAAAUGUGGUGGCUGUCCCCGAGCUGCAGGAGGCUGCGAAGGACGCUGACCUGCUGGUGUUCGUGGUCCCGCACCAGUUCAUCGGAAGGCUCUGUGACCAGAUGGUGGGCUGUGUGUCUCAGAGAGCAGUCGGCAUCUCUCUGAUUAAGGGAAUAGAUGAAGGACCAAAUGGACUCAAAUUGAUUUCUGACAUAAUCCGAGAGAAAAUGGGAAUUGAUGUAAGCGUGUUAAUGGGAGCCAAUAUCGCCAAUGAAGUGGCAGCAGAGAAGUUUUGUGAAACUACCAUAGGCAGCAAAAACAUGGCGCAUGGCCUUCUGUUCAAAGAACUCCUGCAGACCCCAAACUUCCGCAUCACCGUGGUGGAUGAUGCAGACACUGUGGAACUGUGCGGGGCGCUAAAGAACAUAGUAGCUGUCGGAGCUGGGUUUUGCGACGGGCUCCGCUGUGGAGAUAACACAAAGGCAGCCGUCAUUCGCCUGGGCCUGAUGGAGAUGAUUGCGUUUGCGAAGAUCUUCAGUAAAGAGGGGUCCGUGUCUUCAGCCACCUUUCUGGAGAGCUGUGGCGUAGCUGAUCUCAUCACCACCUGCUACGGAGGACGGAACCGCAGGGUGGCUGAGGCCUUUGCAAAGACAGGGAAGAGUAUUGAGGAUCUCGAGCAGGAGAUUCUGAAUGGCCAGAAGCUCCAGGGACCGCAGACCUCUGCAGAGGUGUAUAACAUUCUGAAACAAAAGGGCCUUGUUGAGAAGUUUCCUCUGUUUACAUCUGUGUACCAGAUCUGCUAUGAGGGAAAGCCAGUGCAAGAAAUGAUUUCCUGUCUGCAGAGUCACCCUGAACACAUGUGACCUGCCAUCUUGAAUAACUGCUACAAUUCUAGUGCUGCUUGUGCAGUGAAGAAUGUUCAGUAGAAUCAGAUAUGUCAUAGCAGUGUUGUGUUUGUGUGUUUCUUUUGGCAGUGAUAGCUGAGCAUAACAUAUGUAGAUCACAGUAUCCCAGCAUUUUCUAACAUCAUUUUUUAUCAGUAUCAUAAAAUAUUUAUACCCUAAUUUGACUUUUUAUUUUAAAUAAUGUGACCAGAUUCUGUUAAAUACCGUAUUAUUUUUAAUAUGUUUUUUUAAAACUGUCCUUUUUCACUAUAUUGAAUAUGAGAUUACUACGAUGUUGAAAUAUUAUUUAACAACAAAAACGCAGCAAGACGCGCAAUAGGAGCAGUCAUAAUACUGCUUUGCAAGUAAUAGGGUGCUUCCACAACCCACCUCAACUUUCUUAGAGCUGUGUAUUGGACUUGUUAUCUAGAGUUCAGAGGUUACCAUAGACCCCUUUUGAGUCUUUUACAGGGUAGAAAUACCCUAGUUACUGCUGUCAUAGAUCGAUGGUCAUAUAAGUGGUUCUUUAAAAAGGAGCAUCAGUGUCAUGAAUGGAGGUGCUCAAUAGAGAACGACCAUUAACCACUGGUUGCACCCUCUCAGUUCCACUCCAUAUACACCCAAUAAAGCAUACAAGAAAUAUCGCAAUGUUUUACCUAUUAUGGAAUCAUGACAAAAGCAUGGGCUAGCUGCCUCUCUUCUCAGAGUAGAGAAGAGUAAACGCUAACCUUCAAAAUCAUGUGCUUAUUUCCUGAAUUAAUCAAAGUUACAGACGCACUGCUCUGUAUUUUAUGUGCUUGUUUUUGAAUGUUCUCAUCACUGGUUUCCAGGUUUUUAAAAUGCUUUCGUCAGACACUCUGGUUUCUUCUAUCAUUAGAGAUACCCAUUUGCAACAAGCUUUUUACAGCAUACACAAUACCGGUGUCAUUUUGAACAGCUGUGAAUUUAGAAGUGGCUGAUUAAAAGGAAGAAUCGGGGAAGGAGAAACGUGUUUUUCCUUUGUGCUAGACUGGACAAAGAAAAAUCAGGUUGCUGAAGGAAGUGGUCAUACUAUAGUAGCUUAUUAUGGGGUGCUCUUCUUAAAUCGCUGCUCAAUCAAUGCCUCAGUGUGGUGGUAGGGCUCUCUGUGUUAUAGGAGCUGUUAUCCUUCAGAUGAGGUGUUUAACUAAGGUGAAGUCUAUGUCAAGGAAAUUACAGAUAUUAACCGUUGCUAAUUCAGGUCAAUAAACUCUUGGUUGGCUAAUUUUCCACUAUAUACAAUUAUUCUCAUAUACAAGUCUCAUGUUCCUCAAUCCACAACUGUUAGUGAAUUUUAUUACGUCCUGUCCAGACUGGUGAUAAGGCAUAAUCAACACAUGUUGAAACCAUGUGAUUGUCAUUUUUUCCAUUCACAAUCACGUUACAUAAUGAUUCUGGAUUAUAUAGGUUGUGUGAAUAUUAGUUCAGGGCCACAAUGUCAUUAUUAAAAUUUAAAAUGUCACACUUUUGGCCUUCUGGGAUUUUUUUUAAAAUCGGCAGCCGAAGCAACAGGAUUUGUAGUUUUCUAAUUUCAUCCUCUGUGGGCUUUAGCACAGAAAUUGCACCCUCCCUUGCUUGUUCUCCUAUAAAGUAGUCUACGGAGGUCACCCAGGUUUCUAAAAAUCCAAACAACCUAAUCAGGUUCUCAGGUAAAGAGGUUUCACAGAACACAUCGGACUCUGAAUGGGCAGUUUAACUUCCUCAGGCUGAUGAAAUUCACUAUGCUGAAAUUAAAGGUACCGUAUGUAACAAAUACAAAAAAUGCAUUGGCUGUACAUACUUAAAGCUAAUGUCUUUUUGUUAUACAUGGGAACAGUGGUAGUAUUAGGUGUGGUUUUCUUUUUUGUUGUUUUUAAUAAGGUUUGUAAAACAACAGAAAGAACUGUAGGUUACUCAUUCUAGCUAAGGACUCACCAUAUCACCAUAUGCUUUGGGUUUAUCUUUAGUCAUACCCAGUUUUUAGCAAGAUUUACAAAUGAUUAUGCCUAUCCUAUAACAUCAUCUAGCAUCAAGUUAUGUCCUGUUUUUAUCCUUGGUAUAUCAUAUAUAUAUAUAUAUAUAUAUAUAUAUAUAUAUAUAUAUAUAUAAAAGGAUAUCUUAAGUACUGUAAGAACCAUACUUCUCGAUGUGAAUGUAUUUUACCUAGAAAGUUUAUUAUUGUGAUAAUGUUCAAACAGCACAGACCAGUUUCCGAUGCAAAUCAAGUAUCUGUUUUCAAUUUAUGUAAUCAUUUGUGCUUUUCUAGCUUGCUUUAAGUUGCCUUUCUAAAAAUACACUGAUGAAUGUAGUGCUGGGAACUAAUGUCACUUUAAUGUUUACUGUAUCAUGGCAUCAGAUUUGAUACUGUGAAUAUAAUCUACUCUAGUGGAAGGCAACUGAGGUCACGGAGGGUCAUUUCUUUACAGUUUUAGUAAAUAUCAUUAAAUGAUUUGUCGGUUCUUUAGACUUGGUCAUAGGUUUUAAUCGAGUCAAUAUAAUAAUUAACGACAUGGCUGUAAUAGAAAUCUGGGCUGGAAAGGUCGACGUUGCCUCCCCUUAUAGUAUUGAGAGAUACUCUACAUUUUUCAAUGCAUAAUAAAUGUUUUUAACUGUUUUAUUAAACUAAUACUUCCUGUUAAACACUUAAUGUGUGUUGUAAUAAAAGCUCACUGUUA